AUGUCGAGAUAUGUUAUUCAUUCAAAAAAAAAUUAUGUGGUUGAUACACGUGGAUAUGGAAAUGUCUUUGUAAUCGAACCUUCUCUGCAAGUUUCUAAGAACCCCUCGGUCACAAGGUCGACUCAUAAGUCUACGAAAGAGGCUCUAGUGAAGUCGGGAGAAUAUUUGUUGCUGGUGCAAUGGUUCACACCAGGUCAGUCUCAUGAAGAAGAUAUGUACGCAUUGUUCCCACUAGAAGAGUCUCAUCCUGAAAAUAUGUAUACAUGGUUUAGAGUUUUUAGGCUGGAUGAAGGAGGGAGAAAGAAGUGGGUUCAAGUUGAUGACUUGAACGACCAAGUGAUCUUUCUUGGAGCUCGGACAAAUCUCUGCUGCUCGGUACAACAACUUCCGGGUGCUAAAGAUAAUUGCAUUGUUUUCAUUGAUGAGAGAAAUGGUAUUAUUAAUGAGAAGGAGUCAAUCCUUUUGUUUGACUUGAGAACCAAAAGGACUAGUACUGCCUUUAGUGAAUGCAGAGGCUUAAUGGGGGCAUUCGGUGAAAAUCUUGAAUCUCUAGUAUCUUGUGGAGUUAUGACCAUGCCAGACCCAACAACAAGCAUCUAUGAUUUAUUAAGCGAUCCUGAGUGGUCUUACUAA
This is a messenger RNA of Camelina sativa (false flax), 633 nucleotides long. The record is from RefSeq and is a predicted model, not a curated record. Lineage: Eukaryota; Viridiplantae; Streptophyta; Magnoliopsida; Brassicales; Brassicaceae.